This is a messenger RNA of Chinchilla lanigera (long-tailed chinchilla), 6244 nucleotides long. It is a transcript of the gene Tfcp2l1, whose product is annotated as transcription factor CP2-like 1. Gene Ontology annotation, biological process: regulation of transcription by RNA polymerase II. The record is from RefSeq and is a predicted model, not a curated record. Gene Ontology annotation, cellular component: nucleus. NCBI's taxonomy places the organism in Eukaryota, Metazoa, Chordata, Mammalia, Rodentia, Chinchillidae. Gene Ontology annotation, molecular function: RNA polymerase II cis-regulatory region sequence-specific DNA binding; DNA-binding transcription activator activity, RNA polymerase II-specific. The coding region runs from base 115 to 1584 and encodes 489 amino acids. The transcript is spliced from 16 exons.
UGCGCGGGGCCACCGGGCACCUUGGGUUCCCGGCGCGGCUCUCAGGUGACCGCGGUGUGCGCCGCCCGCGUCUCCGCAGGUUGCCGCGCCUCGCCCGCGCUCGGAGCUCCAGCCAUGCUGUUCUGGCACACGCAGCCCGAGCACUACAACCAGCACAACUCGGGCAGCUACCUGCGGGAUUUGACUAGUGCUCUUCAAAGGGAAAAUGAUGUGCUUGCGCUGCCCAUCUUCAAGCAGGAGGAGCCCCAGCUGUCCCCAGAGAACGGGGCCCGCCUGCCGCCCCUGCAGUACGUGCUGUGUGCUGCCACAUCACCAGCGGUGAAGCUACAUGAGGAGACCCUGACCUACCUCAACCAAGGUCAAUCAUAUGAAAUCCGACUGCUGGAGAACCGGAAGUUGGGAGACUUUCAAGAUCUGAAUACAAAAUAUGUCAAGAGCAUCAUUCGAGUGGUUUUUCAUGACCGCCGGCUGCAGUACACAGAGCAUCAGCAGCUGGAGGGCUGGAGGUGGAGCCGGCCAGGGGACCGCAUCCUGGACAUUGAUAUUCCACUGUCUGUUGGUAUCUUGGACCCCAGGGCCAGCCCAACCCAGCUGAACGCAGUUGAGUUCUUAUGGGACCCUGCAAAGAGGGCAUCAGCAUUCAUUCAGGUGCACUGUAUCAGCACGGAGUUCACCCCCAGGAAGCACGGGGGCGAGAAGGGAGUGCCGUUCCGGGUGCAGAUCGACACGUUUAAGCAGAAUGAGAAUGGGGAGUACACGGAGCACCUGCACUCAGCCAGCUGCCAGAUCAAGGUGUUCAAGCCAAAGGGAGCUGACCGGAAACAGAAGACAGACCGGGAAAAGAUGGAGAAAAGAACCGCUCAAGAGAAGGAGAAGUACCAGCCGUCCUAUGAAACCACCAUCCUCACAGAGUGCUCGCCAUGGCCGGAUGUGGCGUACCAGGUGAACAGUGCCCCGUCCCCGAGCUACAAUGGCUCUCCCAACAGCUUCGGCCUUGGAGAAGGCAACAGCUCGCCGACCCACCAGGUGGAGGCCCUGCCCAUGGGCAGUGAUCACCUGCUGCCAUCGGCCUCCAUCCAGGAUGCCCAGCAGUGGCUCCACCGCAACAGAUUCUCACAGUUCUGCCGCCUCUUUGCCAGCUUCUCAGGUUCUGACUUGCUGAAGAUGUCCAGAGAUGAUCUGGUCCAGAUCUGUGGCCCUGCAGAUGGAAUCCGGCUGUUCAACGCCAUCAAAGGCAGGAACGUGAGGCCGAAGAUGACCAUUUAUGUCUGUCAGGAGCUGGAGCAGAACCGAGCGUCCCUACAGCAGAAGCGGGAUGGCAGCGGUGACAACAGCCUCUGUGUGUACCAUGCCAUCUUCUUGGAAGAGCUGACUACCUUGGAGCUGGUUGAGAAGAUCGCCAACCUGUACAGCAUCCCCCCCCAGCACAUCCACCGAGUCUACCGGCAGGGCCCCACGGGCAUCCACGUGCUGGUGAGCAAUGAGAUGGUACAGAAUUUCCAAGACGAAUCUUGUUUUAUCCUCAGCACGUUGAAAGCUGAGAGCAAUGAUGGCUACCACAUCAUCCUGAAAUGUGGACUCUGAGUAGCAGUAGACUCCCAGCCCCACGAACCCCUUGGAUGUAGAAACUGCACCACUGCCAGCUGUGAUCUUACCUGGCAAGCUGAAGCUAGGAGGGACCCUGCCCACUCCAUGAAAGCUACAGACCACCAACCAGCAGAAACCUGUGGACACAAAGUCUGGCAUGCAGAAAACUGAUGGCUUCUCUCUCCCUUCCUCUCAGCCUCCAGUUUUUGAAUGGUUCCUUGUUCUUUUCCCUCCUGACCUUGACAUUCUAAAGAGACAAAGCCCCAUGUCCCUUAGGUAGAGGCUCAUUGGGAAUCUUGGUACCAUUUGUGUUGUCCCUUUUGAUCGCUCUCCUGCCUUCAGAGAAAGCUUUGCCCUGCUUGCGCCGUCACUUCCCUGCAUAGCUGGCUUCAUGCCCAGUGCUGCUGGCUCUUUAGGGUCAUUUUGCCCCAUUCUCCUGUCUCAUUUUAUUUCCCUCUCAGUGACCCUGGUGGGCAUCUCUCUCUCCCCAUUCUUGGAUGAAUUGGUGGGAGUGAUGUCAUUCUGUGCCUUCUCCCUCUUUUACCUUCACCAUAUUUCUUUUUUUUAAAAAAAGAAAAUAACAAUAUUUAAUACACUGUGUAUCAUCUUCAAAGUAGUUACUCAGAGAUGAUAUUGAUAAAAAAGGUUCUCUCUUGCAAAGAAGAAAUGAACAGAUAAUAGCACAAAACUUUCUUUUCAAUGAACUAAAAGGGAGUUUCUCUUAGUUUACCAUGUUCCUAAUAAUCUGUUGCUGCAAACCCCAGAGAUAUGCUUGUGUGUAUGUACAUUGGCAUGAUAGACACUGCAGUGUAUGUGUCUGUCCUGUCUCAUGAAUGCUAAUUCUGAAGUGACCUAGGAGUUGGGAGGUAGGUGAGAAUAUAAAGACUUUCUUCAGGUAUAUUUUUAUGAGUAGAGAAGGCAUGAAAAACAGAUGAUUCCUCUUGACCUACUUUGGUAUAGUAUUUUUAUCUCUUAAGCAAUCAUGGGUAAGCAGGACAAGGAAAUAAGCAUUCCACUGUAUCAUUAGAUGACCUUGACCAUCACAGUAUCAGACCCUUUAGCAUGGUCUGACAAACUCCCAUUUAGAGAAGUCUAUGACUGACCACUGGCUAACCACAGUUCCUUAAGGACACUGGAUUUUCUACUGGGCAAGGCUCUUGAGUUUUUAAUCUUUUUUCAUUUGUAGGGGAUAUGGUUAGGGUACUUUGCAUUGGAAAGAUUGGGUCGCCUUUCUUAACUGUGGGGAAAUAUGAGUAUCAGUAACUUUGACAGACUCAAGAAUUAGGUUUUGUCUUUCCUCUGGGUCUUGGGAUCCAGUGAUCAGUAUGAGCCCAGGGCUUCAGCUCUUUGCUAAUUUGGGUUCAUCUUGCAAUUCCUGGUGAACUUUGUGGCCACCAAAGUAUGCUUUUACAGCUUCUAAAAUGGAGCUUUUGUGGAAUACAGCAUAGUGCAAGGUUCAAAGAUUGUUAGAAUGUGGUAUACCUUGUUGUACAUAUGGGGAAAUAUAUGAGGUCCAGAGGGGCAAAGCCCCCUAUGUAAUAUCACAUACCAGGAUCUUUCUGAGAGUAAAAGGGAUCCAUUAGUAAUUAUAUUGGGUCAAGAGUCAUGCUACUCCUGCAGAGUGAAGACAGGACCUGACCCUUUGUUUUUUAGGAGAGAAAGAGGGAUUGGAUUAACAGCUUUAUUGACAUAUAAUUCACAUACCAUGCAGUUCCCCUACUUAUAGUGUACAGUUCUGUGGUUUCAGGUAUAUUCAUGGAAUUGCAUCAAUUUUAGAAUAUUUUCCUGGCCCCCAAAAGAGACCCUGUGUCCUUGGCUAUCACUUUCCUCAACUUCCUCAGACCUAAGAAGUCUACUUUUUAGGUAGAUUUCCCUAUUCUGGACAUUCUGUGUAUAUAGAAUCGUACAAUAUGGUCUCUUACGACACGCUUCUUUUACUUAGUGUGUUUUCUAGGAUCAACCAUAUUGAACGUGUACCAGUACUUCAUUUCUUUAUAGCACCAAAUGACAUUUCACUGUAUGGAUGUACCACAUCAGUUGAUGGACAUUUUGGACAUUUCUACUUUUUGGCAAUUAUGAGUAAUGCUGCUAUGAACAUAUUUGUACAAGUUUUUGUGUGGACAUAUAUUUUCAUUUCUUUGGGGAAUAGAAUAGGAGUGGAGUUACCUGUUCAUAAUAGUAACUCUGCGCUUCACUUUUCAAACAACUGGUGGGAUGUUUUCCACAGUAGCUGUAGCAUUUCACAUUCCUGCUUGCAGACUGCAUCCUCACCAACACUUGCUGUUAUCCAUCUUCUUUAUCAUAAUAUCGUAGCAAGUGGUAUCUCAUUGUGUUGAUUUGCAUUUCCCUGGUGGAUUUUCUUGUGGUUACUGACAUUUGUGUACCUUCUUUGGGAAAAUGUCUGUCUGGGCCCAUUGUCCAUUUUUAAAUCAGUCUUUCUAUUAUUGAAUUGUAUGAGUGGUUGCUAUAUGUGAGAUGCAGUGCCUUUAUCAGAUAGUGCUUUGUAAAAUUUUUCUCUAUUCUGUAUAUUAACUUCAAUUUCUUAAUAGUGUCCUGUGAAGCACCAAAGAUUUUAAUUUAGAUGGUGUCCAAAUUACCAAUUUUUGGUUCUGUUGCUUGUGCUUUUGGUGCCAUAUCUAAGAAACCACUGCCUUAUCCAAGGUCAGGAAGAGUUAGGUCUAUGUUUUCUCCUAAGAGUUUUUGUAGUUUUAAUUCUCACAAUGGGUUUUGAUUAUUCUGAGUUAAGUUGUGUAUAUGGUGUGGGGUAGGAGUCCAACCUCGUUCUUUAAUGUUGGAUAUCCACUUGUACUAAUGGUUGUUGAAAAGACUAUUCUUUCCCCAUGGAGUUGUCUUGGCAUCCCUGUUAAAGGUCCCUGGUUCUUGCUGGAUCCUUCUUUGUGGGGCCUGCUACUGCAGUUGGGAAGCUCACCUUUUCUCCCUCUCAGUCUGUGUUUGGUUCCACUAUCUUUACAACUGCUUUGCUGUUGUAUUCUUGUGCUCUCUUCUUCACCUGUCUCAACAAUACUGGAUCCACGUCACUCUGUUCCAGCACAGCUCCUAGUCCUGGUGAAAGGUCAAGACUACUCAUUUCCUUUUUUGGAAUCAUGAAGAAACAGAGUUAUAUGGAAGUGGAAUAAUUCACUCAAGGUCACGCUUCCUCUUAGUGGAACAAUUGGGACUACACUUAAUUUUUUGACCCUUAACCCUUCAGGGUGUCUGUAACUGUCAUACCUAAGUGAUGCCACUACCCAGGCCAAGGGACAGCCAGCUACAUUUUAAUUCAAAGAAAUGUGAGAGCUUGGUAUUUUUACUUCAUAAUUCCAAAAGAAGGUCUAAUAAAGGUCUGUUACCAGAAGACUGCUGUUUAUCAUCUUUCUUUCUUUGACAUGCGCGCUGGUGUCAGCUUUCUUUGCCUUCCAGUGGUUAUAGUUAAAUCUUGUAGCUUGCAAAAGAGAAAUACCAAAAGAGUACAAAUAGUAAUUUAGAACCAAAAUGGCUCAGCUGCCUGUUAAUUCAGCCACUUUCCCUUCCAUGGGAGUCAGAUGAGCUAAAGCUGUAGGUUUUAUUUUUCAUUUAUUACAGCACAGAAAAGCCUUAGCACUCUUGUCCAGUGUCUUUCCUGGGAGCUCUGAGUCCAGGGACCUGGGCCUGGUGGGUAAACAAGCUCUUGGUAGGCCCUCUCUGCCACCCCCACCGUGUGUUCUAGGCUUGGCUUCUUGGAGGCAGCAGCUUUGAAAAGUGAACUCCAGGGAAUGAAAGAUACACCUUGUAUCUCAACCCUGCUCGUCUCACUGCCCAGGCUGUCAUCUUGAACUGGAAGCUGAAGCUGAGUUCUUUGCUGUUAGGCCAAUGGGCUAGCCUGGAUUGCAAGGUCAGGAUAAAUCUUCCCCUGUUUACCAGGUUUCACCUUUAAUAAGGAGACAGAGGCUGUUGAGUGGGGAAUAAUAGGAUUUGCUGGGGGAAGGGGCCGUGUGCCUUUGAAAGGAACAGCAUGGGGUGAGGAGUUCGAAGUCCUGGCUUGGGGUCCUAAGCGAAGGGUGGCUGUUGCCUGAGUGACCUCUUGCCUAGUCAGCCUCAGCCCCUUAAGCAGAGUUGUUAACUUAGAGAGGGCUUUACCGGGAACAUGCUGGAGUCCUGCAGUGUGUCACAAGUUUCCAAGUCCAUCGUUGCUCACCGGGCUGGCCUGAGUCACUGAAGCCUUGAAAAUCAUUAACAACUUGGUAGAAUAAAUGGAAAAGACUCUUUUCCUGUUGUCUGUGGAACAGAGGGAGAAAACGCCAGGCUUGCAAAGAAGUAGAGAGAGCCAAAAGAAGAGUGGGGAAUCUAAUGUUUGCACUGCCUGAGGUGCAGCAGCAGGGAUGGGGCCGUGACUCAGGGGUCCUGGGCAUGCUGCUGGGCCCACUCAAGCUGAGCAUGAGUAUGUUUGCCUCUGUCUCUCUGUCUCCUCUGCUUGAAAAUACAGGUUGGGUGAAUGUGACAGAUCAUGAAGAAUUGGCCAUUGAGACCUAACUUGUCAUAUUUCCAGCUUUUUUUUUUUUUUUUGGUACCUGAAAUAAAGGAUGUGUUCCUCUCAUUCUUGUACCAUUGUGCAGGUGACAGAUCUGUUGGUGGGGUCUGUGCUUUGUUCAGAAAGCCAAUAAAACUCAUUUGAAAGCAA